Messenger RNA from Ochotona curzoniae (black-lipped pika), 1322 nucleotides. RefSeq names its product galactose-1-phosphate uridylyltransferase (gene GALT). Bases 94 to 1227 code for a protein of 377 amino acids. The record is from RefSeq and is a predicted model, not a curated record. The transcript has 12 exons. NCBI's taxonomy places the organism in Eukaryota, Metazoa, Chordata, Mammalia, Lagomorpha, Ochotonidae. Gene Ontology annotation, biological process: beta-D-galactose catabolic process via UDP-galactose, Leloir pathway. Gene Ontology annotation, molecular function: zinc ion binding; UDP-glucose:hexose-1-phosphate uridylyltransferase activity. Gene Ontology annotation, cellular component: cytoplasm.
CCGGCCUGGGCUCGCGGGCUGUUGCAGUGGACGAGCCCGGAAGUAGGCCAUUAUGAGAGCCCAGGUUGUUGAGAAGAUCUUGAGGGGAGACUUAUGUCGCGCCGCGAGACCGACCCCGAUCAGCGCCAGCAGGCGGCAGAGGCAGACGCCGCCGCGGUCACAGCCUUCCGGGCAAGCGAACAUCAGCAUAUCCGCUACAACCCGCUGCAGGAUGAGUGGGUGCUAGUGUCUGCUCACCGCAUGAAGCGGCCCUGGCAGGGCCAGGUGGAGCCCGAGCCUCUGCAGACGGUGCCACGCCAUGACCCCCUCAACCCUCUGUGUCCUGGGGCCACCCGGGCCAACGGAGAGGUGAAUCCUGACUAUGACAGCACCUUCCUGUUUGACAACGACUUCCCAGCUCUGCAGCCUGAUGCGCCUAGUCCAGGACCCAGCGAUCAUCCCCUUUUCCAAGCACAGGCUGCUCGAGGAGUUUGUAAGGUCAUGUGCUUCCACCCCUGGUCGGAUGUGACGCUGCCACUCAUGUCGGUCCCUGAGAUCCGGGCUGUCAUCGAUGCAUGGGCCUCAGUCACAGAGGAGCUGGGUGCUCAGUACCCUUGGGUGCAGAUCUUCGAAAACAAAGGAGCCAUGAUGGGCUGUUCUAAUCCCCAUCCCCACUGCCAGGUGUGGGCCAGCAGCUUCCUACCAGACAUGGCGCAGCGCGAGGAGCGAUCUCAGAAGGCCUAUCAGAGUCAGCAUGGACAGCCUCUGCUGCUGGAGUACGGCCGCCAAGAAUUACUACGGAAGGAACGUCUGGUCCUGACCAGUGAACAUUGGCUGGUGCUGGUCCCCUUCUGGGCAGUGUGGCCCUUCCAGACGCUGCUGCUGCCCCGGCGCCAUGUGCGACGGCUACCUGAGCUGACGCCUGCUGAGCGUGAUGAUCUGGCCUCCAUCAUGAAGAAACUCUUAAUCAAGUAUGACAACCUAUUUGAGACAUCCUUUCCCUACUCCAUGGGCUGGCAUGGGGCUCCCACAGGAUCUGAGGCUGGAGCCGGCUGGGACCACUGGCAGCUGCACGCUCAUUACUACCCUCCACUGCUCCGUUCUGCCACUGUCCGGAAAUUCAUGGUUGGCUACGAAAUGCUUGCACAGGCUCAGAGGGACCUCACCCCUGAGCAGGCUGCAGAGAGACUAAGGGCACUUCCUGAAGUUCAUUACCGCCUGAGGCAAAAGGAUGGGGAGACCGCCUGACCACACUGACCACAGGGCCUUGAGUCCUUCUGCCUGGGGAAUCUGGAGCCUGGGGUUUGGAUGCAUGUAACAUCAAUAAAAUUGGGCCUUUCCAA